Molecule: messenger RNA, 5122 nt
Organism: Lutzomyia longipalpis
Lineage: Eukaryota; Metazoa; Arthropoda; Insecta; Diptera; Psychodidae
Gene: Ptp52F
Product: receptor-type tyrosine-protein phosphatase beta
Exons: 8
Coding region: 832-4992 (1386 amino acids)
Biological process (GO): protein dephosphorylation
Molecular function (GO): protein binding; protein tyrosine phosphatase activity
Source: RefSeq, a predicted model, not a curated record
UGAAUAAAUAGAACAAACUCUAAUCACAUAAAGCAUGACAAGAGGAGAAAGUGUUGCCAUAAAACUCCUUUAUCCUUAUCGCACUUGGUCACUUGUUGAGUGAUAACAACACACUCUUGGCGCAUUGGCGGAGUGUUAAUGUUUGAGUGGUUGUGGGUAUCCCAUUGAGAAAAUGUGUGCAAGGGGAAAGGGGGGCGGGCAGUGUGUGUGAUGAAAAUGAAAGAAGCGAAAAAAAAAUUAACGUAUUGCGAUAUGUCCGAUGAAAAGCAGAACAUUUGGGGCUUUAGUUGAUGAUCGUCAUUCUCACAAAGUGGACGUAGUGCUCGCGGAAAAGCUGACUUUGCAAUUUAAUCCCAGAAGAGAUCACUUUUCAUCACAUCCCGCGCGAUAUUGCGGAAUAAACUUCGCUUUUUUUUGUGCUGCCUUCUUCAUUUAAUUGCCCAUCGCAUGUGUUUUUUGUUGGUGGUAUCCGUGAUGAGUUGUUGAGGAGUGUUAUGGGAUCAGAUGUGUGGCGCUAAAAAUAAAGAGUAUCGUGCCAGGGAAUAAUGUUUAUUGAGGAGUGUGAUGAAGGAAUCAAUGUGAAAUUAAAAUAUUAAAAAAAAUCCUAGGGGACAAUAAGUGAAGCCCUCUCGAUAAGACAGUAGAAAAUAUUAGUGAUAGUACAGCGAUAAAGAUAAAAAAAAGUGAAAGAGAGUGUGUGUGUGGGUCGAUGAGCAACCCUCAUGUUGUGAAGAGUAUUGUCGCAAUCAGUAUUAAUUGAUACGUGAAUUGCUGUGCGUGCCAAAAAAAAAAACGAAUUGCUUCUCAACUGCGAGAUGAUUUUAUGCUAAAAUGGCCGGAAGUGUCCGGAAACACCCAGGAAUUUCCAUGCUCUCACCGAUGACUGUCUUCUUGGCGGCAUUCCUCUUCAUCAUCUCCUUGGCAGCGAUAGGGUGUGGAGAGGAAGUGCAUUCGCCGUUGGUGAUUACGGAGAACAAUGCUGGGCAAAUUCGCAAGAUGAGCCUCGAAAGGCGCCAAACAAAUAGUGCCUUUGAAUUCAACUACACCACAACACCAUUCAGUAUUGAGUUCAUUGAGGAGCCCCCAGUGAAAUUCAUCUACUUCAAUUACACGCGCAUCGAGAGCAAUGCCACGGAAUUUGGCAAUAAUUUCGUUAUGUUUGAUCCUGGAAAAAAAGCGCUAACUGGCUUGGCGCCCUGUAGUCUCUACAGUGUCUUUGGGGAGAUGAAGAAUUUAGCUACAAAUCAUACAUUCAACCACACACAACCCAUUGCAACGGACUACGCAUUGCCAGUGACCACAAUCUCGUGGGCGAUACCAUUUGGGGAUUCCAUUGAGCUUCAGUGGAAUACAUCAAAUAGCGAUUGUGUGGCUUACUAUCACCUCAAAGUCACUUCGGGGCAAUUUGAUUAUGAAGUGAACACAACACGGUUAGAUUGGAGUUUGGACAGUUUGGCGCCAUGUACGUCUUAUGAGAUUUCCAUUGAAACUGUUAAUAUUUUCCGGGAGUCUGUGGGUGUGGUGAAGGUGAAAGAGGAGACAUCCUUUGUGGAUCCGGGUCCUGUUGAGGAGCUCCAUGUGCACAGUGGGCCCGAUGGGGGGUUGGAAGUUGCAUGGGAGGCUCCUGUGGAUGGUGUUGAGUGUGUCAGUGAUUACACGGUGAAGUUGAGUGAAGAUUCCUGCCUGGAUACGGAAUCUUGCCUAUGGAGGUACAUGAAUACGAGUAAAUCCCUCAAAGGUGAAUUUGAUGACGUUGAAGCCUGCACAAGGUACACUGUUGUCGUGUACACAAAUGGCCAAGAAGACGGGGCCAAUAGUUCCUUAACUUUCGACACGGAUUUCAUUGCUCCGGGAGUUCUUGAGAGUCUCAACUUCACCAUUCUCAGCCCAUCUCAAUUGAAGGUUUUCUGGGAGCCUCCAGUGGAGAAUGCUCACUGUAUCGAUCACUACGUCAUCACAUUCAGAGAUCAGACGAGAAAUACAACAGAUCUCGAGAUAAUUCUCGAUGAUCUUGAACCCUGCUUUACUUACGUUGUGAAUGUUUUCGUGGUGGACAUCCAGGGUAAUGAGGGACGUCCGCUGACAAUAGAAGUUCAAAUGCCCGAAGAUUAUCCGGGAGAAAUUCCCGAGGCUCACGUCCAAGCAACCCCAUCAGAGCUCCUUGUGUCAUGGCAACGACCCACCUAUGCGAGGCACUGCGUAGUAAACUACCGGCUACAGAUUGUUGGUGAUGCGACGCAUCAUGGUGAUCAUGAUCACAUUGGCACCGAUGUGUCGUACACAUUCCAACGAAUGACAGCCUGUAGGAAGAUUUCCGUGCGGAUUUAUGCUCGCACGGCCACUGAGAAGGAAAGUCUCCCAAAAAUUCUCACUACACGCAUCCCAGACAGAGUAACAGCAACCCCCAGUAGUCCACAACUUGUGAAAAGGACCAAAUCAUCCCUCGAACUCAAAGCAUCUCUCACGGAUUCCUUCAUUGACUGCGAACUUGUGAAAGCAAAAUUCCUUUGUAUUUCGCAGGAAAAUGAAAUUACAAUGGAAGCAUUUGAUGACAAUAUUGCUCCACUUGCGGAUAAUUUUACGGAUUUUUCCGCAACAAUUGAACAUUUGCCGCCAUAUACGAAUUUUAAUUGCUCAGUUCGGGUCCUCACCAGUGCAGGAUGGUCAGAUGCUGCUGUGGCGUCUUUUCUAACUGAGGAAGAUUAUCCGGGAGCACCAAUGGCUUUAAAAAUCAUGGAGAUAUCGAACAAAGGUUUCCACGUUAACUGGUUAAGGCCACUCAAUCAAAAUGGUAUAGUUAAUGCCUAUCGGCUGGAAAUUCAGCAAGUUGAGCCCCUCUAUCUCGUACCCAGCUCCUGCCCACGAAUCUCCUUGGUCAAUUUCACGGAGGAGACACAUUUGUAUGAUUUUGUCUUUGAUCGUGGAGCCCCGUCAUUUGUCUACUUUGUCCAGGUGGCUGCGGUGAAUGGGGCUGGGGUUGGGGUGUACACGCGACCAAUUGUGAUAAGGACGUUGUCAGAUAAACCGGACCCAGUGUCAGGAUUUGCUGUUCAGUCCAUUGAUGGACCAUAUACGCCAUUCCUCUACAAUGCCACCGUGACCAUUGGCUGGACUAUUCCGUGUGUCUCAAAUGGGGCCCUUGAGGCGUUUGAGGGGGAAUUCUUUGGGACAAAAGGCGAGGAGAAGCACGAAGCAACGUGGGAAUAUGUCGUCAGGGGAUCUGUGAGGGAGAACUACACAUUCAGCUAUGAUGACCUUCGUCCUGAAUAUCAGUACAAGGUGACAAUAAGGGCUAGAGUUAGGGAAAUUGCAAUCUCCAGCGAUAGCACCAUGAAGGAAUUUUAUUCACCAGCUGGAAUUCCGGAUACAUUUGGCAUUGAAAAUUGGGCAACAAUUAAUGUUUUCUCAUCACCAAAUCCCACAAGAAGUGCCGAUGUUGCCAUUUCGGAGAAACUUUUUAAUUCUUCGGCUGGAGAAAUUAUCUCCGUUGCCCUACUUGUGUCUGAGUGUGGCUGCCAGGAUGAUCCGAAACCCCUGUAUGGGGUUGUUGAGAGUGACAGUUGCUCAAUGGCUGUAAUGCGAUGGCAGGAAGCGAUAGAUUUUGCGUGUAUCCCGCAGUAUCAGACAACAUGCAUCAGAUGGCCACCGAAUUUUGAAAAAUCCGAAGCGGGAGAAUUUAUCUUUACAAUUGGGCAGGAUGACUGUGAGGAUGCUGAGGGAUUCUGCAAUGGGCACCUCAGGCCAAACACAGAGUACUCCGUGGUUAUACGAACAUUCACAAGGCAUGGUUUCAGUGAUUCCGCCGUAAUGCACUUCCGGACGGAUGCUCUUGUGGCUCUUGCUGUGAUUAUUGGUAUUGUCACGGGAUGCCUUUUGGUUGCCUUCAUUGUGGGCUUGUUCAUUGCAAAACGUAGCAAUUCUCUGCUCAAGUGGAGCACCGAUGAUAUGAUGAGUAGUGACGAUGGAGUUCCGGAUGUGGAGCUCAAGAAGUUCUCUGAUCACUACAUUGGCAUGAUGCGGAACUCCAAGGAGAAUCUCACGAAGGAAUUUAAACUUCUCAAUGCUGUGACAAUGGAAAAGGAUUUCUCAAUGGCUGCAGCAAAGCACAAUGAGACAAAGAAUCGCUACGUUAACAUUGUUCCAUACGACAUGAAUAGGGUUCUCCUGAGUACAGAAGAUGGUGAGACGGAGUACAUUAAUGCCUCAUAUAUCACGGGUUUUAAGCGCAGUAAGGACUACAUUGCAACGCAAGGACCUAAAUUGGAGACAUGCUACGACUUUUGGCGCAUGUGCCUGCAGUGCAAUGUUAAGCGAAUUGUAAUGCUGACCCUUUUGCGGGAGGAUGAGAAGGUAAAAUGCUACGGAUACUACCCGAUGAGUAACAUGAAGAAUAGGAGUAUCCAAUUUAGAGACAUUCACAUUCAACUUGAGAGUGAAGCGGAAUUUCCAAUUUACAAAAAGAGAAUUUUUGUGGUCAAAAAGGGGGAUGUUGAGAAGAAAAUAGCCCAGUAUCACUUUACAAAGUGGCCAGAUCAUGGAUGUCCGCAGAAUCCGUCGGAUUUGAUAGAAUUCACCCGAACUUAUCAGAUUGAGAAGAAGAAUUCAACUUCACCGACAGUUGUGCACUGUAGUGCAGGAGUUGGGCGUACGGGAACCUUCAUAGCAUUGGAUAUCAUCAUGCAGACCUUGAGGACGAGGAAGAGUAUCAAUAUCUAUGAGAUUGUUCGACGCCUCCGGUGCGAGAGGAUGAAGAUGGUGCAGACAUUCCAUCAGUACUGCCUCCUGUAUCAGUGUGCGUACAUUUUAGUCAAUAAGACAAGUAGUAUGCGAUGGAGUAAGAAGAGUGUGCUGAGCAGGAGGAUGUCGCGCAUCCAGCAGACACCCUCAAAUUCCAGUAUCCAAUCCCUUGGGCGGGAAAUUCCCACACAUAGUGCCAUACUGAAGGCAGAAGGACACCAAAAUGGUGCUCCAAAUGCCGACAGUGUUGUCUAAAGACCAUCGUCUUCCUGGACAGUGAAACCUGGGAAGCCCUGCAGUUCCGGGAAAGCGGGAAAAGCCAGGAAAGCCGAUGGAAAUAAUGUUUUAUAUGAAAAUACAGUUGCAUUUUGAAAAACCGCCUCUA